Hippopotamus amphibius kiboko is the source of this 780-nucleotide messenger RNA. RefSeq names its product HDGF like 1 (gene HDGFL1). The record is from RefSeq and is a predicted model, not a curated record. The coding region runs from base 1 to 780 and encodes 259 amino acids. Gene Ontology annotation, cellular component: nucleus. NCBI's taxonomy places the organism in Eukaryota, Metazoa, Chordata, Mammalia, Artiodactyla, Hippopotamidae. Gene Ontology annotation, molecular function: double-stranded DNA binding; transcription coregulator activity. Gene Ontology annotation, biological process: regulation of transcription by RNA polymerase II. The transcript has a single exon.
AUGUCGCGGUUCUGCGGGCCAAAGUACAAGAGCGGGGACCUGGUGUUCGCCAAGUUAAAGGGCUACGCCCACUGGCCGGCCAGGAUCGAGCAAACGGCCGAGGCCAACCGCUACCAAGUGUUUUUCUUCGGGACCCACGAGACGGCCUUCCUGGGCCCCAAGCACCUCUUCCCGUACGAGGAGUCCAAGGAGAAGUUCGGCAAACCCAACAAGAGGAGGGGCUUCAGCGAGGGGCUGUGGGAGAUCGAGAACAACCCCACAGUCCAGGCUUCCGAUUACCGGUUGGCCCAGGGGGAGAGCUGCGCUGAGGGGCCCGAGCCCAAGCCGGAGCCGGCGGCCACCGACGGCGCCGGGGACCCGGAGAGCCACACCGACGGCAGCGGCGGCGCCGAGCAGGGGGAGCCGGGCGUCGACCCGCCGGCCGAGGAGGAGGAGGAGGACGACGACGACGACGACUACGAUGACUACGACGACUACGACGACGAGAAGGCGCGGCUGAAGAGGAGCGCGGGGGAGCCGCCGCCGGAGCACAUCCCCAAGCGUCCCAAGGAGGCCGAUCCCGAAGAAGGGGAGAUGGAGGAGGCGGCCGCCGUCGCGGAGGAUGUGAGGCCGCUCCUCGUGGAGGCGGAGAACAACCGCGUCGCAUCCCAGCCAGGCCCGGGGGAGCAGGAGCCAGAGGAAGGGGCUGCGGAGAGAGAGGAAGAGGCUGAGGAGAGAGAGGCGGAGGCUGCGGAGAGAGAGGCCGAGGCCCCAGGCGUCGGAGGCCUCGAGAGCCAGUAG